Molecule: messenger RNA, 1068 nt
Organism: Amaranthus tricolor (Joseph's coat)
Lineage: Eukaryota; Viridiplantae; Streptophyta; Magnoliopsida; Caryophyllales; Amaranthaceae
Product: two-on-two hemoglobin-3
Exons: 4
Coding region: 214-726 (170 amino acids)
Biological process (GO): oxygen transport
Molecular function (GO): oxygen binding; heme binding; oxygen carrier activity
Source: RefSeq, a predicted model, not a curated record
AACAAAUUUGUUAGAAGCAACUUCCCCAUGUUCACUCUCCCCUUCACAGUUUGAUUUCAAUGAACUCAUAAAUAAAUGCAUGAAUGAAGGCAUCUUAUUCACUUAAUAAGAUUCUCAUUCUCCCUUUCUACCAUAAGAAUAUCUUCCUUUCUUUUGAUCAUUAAUUAAUUGGGGUUACACAUCGAAUCUUGCUUCUGUUCUUACCCUAAAAAUAUGCAAUCGCUUCAGCAGAAGGCUUCAGAGUACAGUGGGGUUCUCACUGAUGAUGCAUUUGCUAUCGAUGACACCAAUCUUUUCCAAAAAUUGGGUCUUCAAACAUUUAUUGAUCUCUCUACAAACUUCUAUUCCAGGGUUUAUGAUGACGAGGAAGAAUGGUUUAGGUCUAUAUUUGCAAAUUCAAAGAAAGAGGAUGCAAUCCAAAAUCAAUACGAGUUCUUUGUGCAGAGAAUGGGAGGUCCACCUCUGUUUUCUCAGAGAAGAGGUCAUCCAGCUCUGAUCGCCCGCCACAGACCAUUUCCUGUGACUCUGCAAGCGGCAGAAAGGUGGUUGCAUCACAUGCAACAGGCUCUGGACACUUCGACUGACAUUGAUUCUGAUUCAAAGACUAAGAUGAUGAACUUCUUCAGGCACACUGCAUACUUUCUUGUAGCUGGAGAUGAGUUGAAAUCUAAAAAUGAGCAAGUUACAUGCAACCAUGCUACUAAUAAACAAUCUUCUGAAGAGUGACAUCAUUAGGCUAGGAAUACAUACUCUUUUGAUGAAGUCUAUUUGAAGCUGUCUUCAUCAUGCCAUUAUUUAAGCUGAUUGACCAUAAAGUCUUCAAUUACUUUCAAAGAAAUUGUGGAAUAAAUUUAGCAUUGUAAUCCAUGUAAAUCUGAAGCAGACAAUAUUUCUCAUCUUGGGGAAACUAAUUGUAUUAGUUUGAGCUAAUAUUUUCAGUCUUUGGUAUCUUGUAUAAGUGGCAUGUUUUGGUUGUUGGUUUUACAUGCAGAAAAUAAUAAUAAUAAUGAAUAUUUAGUGUAAUUUUACUAGAGAAAUAUUUUAACAAGUUUGAUAAUUGUGUUUGUU